AUGCGGCGUAACACGUGGCUUCGCUCGGCGGCGGGACAACUUCUCGCGGACGGUGAGUGUCGCCUCACGCGGCUGGCUGACCACGUCGGCGUGCUUGCGCUCAACCGCCCCUCCCGCAAAAACGCGGUCGGCCAUACGCUCCUCCGCGAGCUGGGCGAGUGCAUCCGCAUGUGCCGUGACCCGGCAAACGCCAUUCACUGCCUUGUGCUGGAGAGCCAAGUCGACGGCGUCUUCUGCGCCGGGUCGGACUUGAAGGAACGUCGCACAAUGUCGUUUGAGGCAGCCCGCGCAUUUGUGCAGAACCUCAGCGACACUUUUACCGCCUUUGAGGACCUCCCGAUGCCCACAAUCGCCGCGGUGGAAGGGAAGGCCCUCGGCGGCGGCUGCGAACUGGCGCUUUGCGCUGACAUGCGCGUGGCCGGGGCGGCGGCGACGUUUGCGCUGCCGGAGACGGGUCUUGCGAUCAUCCCCGGCGCCGGCGGGACGUAUCGCGCCCCUCUGGCGAUGGGCCUCAGCCGCGCGCUGCAUCUUAUGCUGACCGCGGAGCAGGUGACGGCCGAGCGAGCGCUGCAGCUCGGCCUCGUUAACGAAGUCGCCCCCAAAGGCGAGGCGUCCGCGGCGGCGCUGGCGCUGGCGCGGCGUAUCGCCCGCAACGGGCCGGUGGCGCUGGUGGCGGCGAAGGCGGCGGCGCGUGGCGGUUAUGGGCGACCGCGUGACGAGGGCAUGGCGUGCGAGGCGGCGCAGUACGAUGUGGUGCUGGGGACGGAGGACCGUCUGGAGGGGCUGCGGGCAUUCGCGGAGAAGCGGCCGCCGAAGUACGUGGGGAAGUGA
Trypanosoma conorhini is the source of this 831-nucleotide messenger RNA. RefSeq names its product enoyl-CoA hydratase/isomerase family protein. Gene Ontology annotation, cellular component: mitochondrion. The transcript has a single exon. The record is from RefSeq and is a predicted model, not a curated record. Gene Ontology annotation, molecular function: enoyl-CoA hydratase activity. Lineage: Eukaryota; Euglenozoa; Kinetoplastea; Trypanosomatida; Trypanosomatidae. The coding region runs from base 1 to 831 and encodes 276 amino acids. Gene Ontology annotation, biological process: fatty acid beta-oxidation.